AUGCCAAGAAAACGUGAUGUAGCUGCAAUGGAAGAGGUUGGCAUAGAGAUAGAUGGAGAUGUGAGUGACAGUGAUGACGAUGUGGCUAAAAGAAAAGGGAACAGGCGUCAGGCAGCCGGAAGAGGGGGUGCAAGGGCAAGGGGCAGAGGAAAACCACCAGCUAGUGAGGACGAAGAUGAUGAGGAUGAGGACAAAGCUCCUAGGGGCCGCAGGGGGGCGAACAAAAGGCAGCCCGCCAAGAAACGUGGCGGUGGUGAUGACGAUGAGGACGAGAGUGAGGACGAAGCUCCCAAAAGAAAACGAGGAGGAGCGGCCAACAAGAAGAAGGGAGGUAAAGCCCAGGACAGCGAUGAGGAGAACAGCGACGUAGGAAAAGGGAAGAAUGGAAAGAAGGGAGGUGGAAAGAAGGGAGGGAAGGAGGAGCCGGACACAAAGGGCAAAAAGGGUGACACCAAAGGAAAGGACAAGGGGAAAGACAACGACAAGAAGAAAAAGAAGAAGGGUGACAGUUCCUCUGACUCCAACUCAGAUUCAGAUGAGGAGGAGGAAUCCAUGUCGGAGGGCGAGAUGGCCCAGUUGAUGGAGCAGGUGGAGGAGAAGAAGAAGCUGAUCGCCACCAUCAGGAACAAGCCGUGGAGGAUGAAACGGAGGCUCACGCUUCUCAAAGAGGCUCAAGAGUUUGUGGAUAAAUUUGAAGGAGCUUUGGGAAAAGGCAAAGGCAGGAAGUGGUACGCCUACAAAGUGAUGAUGACGAAGAAAUGGAUCAAGUUUCAAAGGGAUUUUGAGAACUUUAAAACAGCCUGUAUUCCCUGGGAGAGCAGGAUCAAAGAGGUGGAAAGUCACUUCGGCUCAUCUGUGGCGUCUUACUUCAUCUUCCUGCGCUGGAUGUAUGGCAUGAACCUGGUUCUGUUUGGGUUUACAUUUGGACUGGUGGUCAUCCCCGAGGUUCUGAUGGGCCUUCCCUAUGGCUCUAUCCCCAGGAAAACUGUACCCAGACCAGAGCAGGCAAACGCCAUGGACUACUCAGUCCUCAUGGAUUUCAAUGGAUACUGCAAAUAUUCUGUCCUGUUCUAUGGCUAUUACAACGACCAGAGGACCAUCGGCCUGCUGAAGUUCAGGCUGCCUCUAUCAUACCUCAUGGUCGGCAUCGGCACCUUUGGUUACAGUCUGAUGGUCGUGAUCCGCACAAUGGCUAAGAAUGCUGAUGUUGGUGGCGGAGACGGGGAUGAGGGAGAGUUCACCUUCGCCUGGAAGAUGUUCACCAGCUGGGAUUAUCUCAUUGGUAAUGCAGAGACUGCGGACAACAAGUAUGCUUCCAUCACGACCAGCUUCAAGGAGUCCAUUGUAGAUGAGCAGGAGAACCAGAAGGAUGAGAACAUUCACCUGCGGCGCUUCCUGCGGGUCCUGGCUAACUUCCUGAUCACCUGCAGCCUUGGGGGCAGUGGAUACCUCAUCUACUUCGUGGUGAAGCGCUCUCAGGAGUUUGCCAACAGGGACGACCUCAGCUGGUAUGAGAAGAAUGAGUUGGAGAUCAUCAUGUCUCUGCUGGGUCUGGUGUGUCCUCCUCUGUUUGAGACCAUCGCCGAGUUGGAGGAUUACCAUCCUAGAAUUGCGCUGAAGUGGCAGCUGGGACGCAUCUUUGCCCUGUUCCUGGGAAACCUGUACACGUUUUUGUUUGCCCUAUUCGACGAGGUCAACAGCAAGCUGGAAGAAGAGGAGUCUAUUAAAAACGCCUCCAUGUGGGCUUUAAAGGAGUACUACGCCAACUACUCACGCAUGCUCAACGACUCUGAGGCUACCCCGCCCCCCAUGGACCCCUCUGAUGUCAUCAGAGGACCUUGCUGGGAAACUGCAGUGGGAAUAGAGUUUGUAAAGCUGACUGUGUCAGACAUCCAGGUGUCUUAUCUGACUAUUCUCAUCGGAGACUUUGCCAGGGCUGUGAUUGUCCGGUUUCUCAACUACUGCUGGUGCUGGGACUUGGAGGCUGGAUUUCCGUCAUAUGGAGAAUUUGACAUCAGCGGUAACGUGCUUGGCUUGGUCUUCAAUCAAGGGAUGAUCUGGAUGGGAGCAUUUUAUGCGCCUGGGCUGGUCGGCAUCAACGUGCUUCGCCUUCUCAGCUCCAUGUACUAUCAGUGUUGGGCUGUGAUGGCGACCAAUGUCCCCCACGAGAGAGUUUUCAAGGCCUCCAAGUCCAAUAACUUCUACAUGGGCCUGCUGCUCCUCAUUCUCUUCCUGAGUCUGCUGCCGGUUGUGUACACCAUCAUGACCCUGCCUCCUUCCUUUGACUGUGGACCCUUCAGCGGGAAGGCAAAGAUGUUUGAUGUGAUCAUGGAGACGAUUGACCUGGACCUGCCAGCAUUUAUGGGCACACUCUUCAGCUAUGCAGCCAACCCAGGCCUCAUUAUACCAGCUGUUCUGCUCAUGGUGUUGGCCAUCUACUAUCUGAACUCAGUAUCUGAGGCAUACAAGAAUUCCAACAUGGAACUUAAGAAGAAGAUGCAGAUGGCUCGGGAUGAAGAGAAAAACCGAAGGAACAAUGCAAAUAGUACCAACCAGGUCAUGCAAGACCUUGAGGAUCUGCUGCCAAACAAAUCCCUCAUCCCCGCCGCUCCUCCACCAGAACCUGAAAAAAGACCAGAGCAGGAGACAAAGGCAGCCAAGGUGAAACCAGGGUCAGCUGGUAAAGGCGUUAACCUGGAGAGGGAUGUGUCAUUGGCAUCGUCCAAUCCUAACGCUCGCGGACCUGUGAACCGUCCCCCGGGGCCAAGAGGACCUGGACCGGGUCCAGGUCGAGGCCGUGGGAGAGGUCCCCCUUCUAGAUGACAUUGUUGCUGGAUUAUUUUCACCACUGAAACAUAAACAGCAUUUAAAUCAAAAUCAAGCUAUGCACUAUUAAGAAUGAAGUGACGUACAUCUUUAGCUUUUCAAAUAGGUGAUUCAACAGGAGAAAACUGACCAGACCAGGAGUGGCCAACCCUGGUCCUUGAGAGCUACAGUCCUACUGGUUUUCCAACUCUCCCUGCUGAUUACCUUGAUCAGGUGUGUUAGUCAGCUGAUUGGCUGAACACACCUGGUCAAUGUAAUCACUCAGUAUUAGCUGGGGCAGGGAGAGUUGGAUUCUCGAGGACCAGGGUUGGACACCCCUGGACUAGAACUUCGUUAAUACCCACCUACUUAGCCACAGCUAACCUGCCAAACCUCAUAUCACAGCUUUACCACCCAUAUAAACUGUUCUACAAUACCUAGCUGUUCUGACUGUGGCUGACUCACUGACAUGACACACUGCCAGUUAAAGGCACGAGGAGAUUGUUUUAAAAGUAAUGUCAACAUUAAAAUGUCAGAUAAGCAACAUUUUAAUGCUGUUAAACAAAAAUUGCCUACUGUAUUUAUGGAACCUGCCUGUUUGUUUCCUCUAUUAUCUAUACUUCUGAAUGUAGAAAAGAAAGUAAAAGCCUUUGUUCUAAACACAUCUUGACAAGAUUUCACUCAUUUUUAAAUCUUUCUGCAGCUCCAAACAUUCAGUAACCUGAUGUCCCUUAGGGAAAUGUAUAAAUCCUCA
Molecule: messenger RNA, 3559 nt
Organism: Betta splendens (Siamese fighting fish)
Lineage: Eukaryota; Metazoa; Chordata; Actinopteri; Anabantiformes; Osphronemidae
Gene: tmc2a
Product: transmembrane channel-like 2a
Exons: 19
Coding region: 1-2823 (940 amino acids)
Biological process (GO): detection of mechanical stimulus involved in sensory perception of sound; vestibular reflex
Cellular component (GO): plasma membrane
Molecular function (GO): mechanosensitive monoatomic ion channel activity
Source: RefSeq, a predicted model, not a curated record